This is a messenger RNA of Cylicostephanus goldi, 1341 nucleotides long. The record is from the annotation of a GenBank genome assembly. Lineage: Eukaryota; Metazoa; Nematoda; Chromadorea; Rhabditida; Strongylidae.
AUGGCCACACUGACACAAACACCAGUGCCGAUGUCACACGAUAAUGGUAUUGCUGCACAAGAUGCCAACCUUACUGAUAAUGCCAUGGUUCUGCCUAAGCAAGAUACAACGCUCUUCCCCUUGCCCACUUCCCUCCCCAUACUCAAGGAUCAUUUCGACGUAGAAGCUGCUCCUAGAACUCUGCUACCAAACGCCGAAGUAUCUCUUUUUGGAGCUGGAGAUGUAGAUGCAUCGGAACAGGAACCUGCUGAUUUCGACAGAAUGGUAUUCCGCAAGUAUGGCAGUACGGAUGGGCGACUUGAAGAUGAUGAGGAGGGCACUUCUAUGAAACCUGACCGUCAAAAAGUAGUACUACCUGCCAGAAAAGACUCGAAGUUUAAGGAGUUCAAGAAUCCUGAUGAGGAAGCGGCUGUUGUGAAACGCAUUUUGGAGGAAGUAUGUCCUCCUUCGGCGUUAAGAGUGAAUUCACCUCCAAGACCCAUUGAGAACGAAGCUGCUGUUGUAAAGCGGAUACUAGCCGAAGUCUGCCCCUUGUCUUCGUUGCCAGCGCAUUCAUCGUCUUCUGCAAUGCCAACUAAGGAAGAUGGCACAGCUGAGACAUUUUCAAAUAGUCGCAAACGACAACCAUAUAAAAAGAGGACAAAAGGUAGAGCGAAAACGAUUAAAAAGGAGGAGAACGAGUACGUGCCUGAUUUAGAAAAAGCUGGGCGACCACGGGGACGGCCGAAGAAAAAUGGUGCUACUUCGACUCCCAGAACGAACAGGAAAUCAUUUGAUAGGAGAUUUGCGAUGAGUGCUGAUCGGCACGGGCGUCCUCGUCGUGCUGCCUCUAUGAUACAGGAUUUCCUAGAGCUGUAUGCGAAAGUUGAUUUGUGUGAUCUUGAGGAAGUACACGCAAGGGCUACUACAUUUGUGAGAAUGUUGGUAGAUGAAUAUGCUACAACGAGCAAGGAGGUUGCAAAGAAGUCGCCAAUCAAACAGGAAGCUAGAAGUUCUUUUGAAGGAAAUGACGGAGAGAAGGUAAAUGGAAGCUCUGCUUCACUAGCGGAAGGCUGUUCGAAUUGCAUGGAUACUGAUUUUAAACAUGAAGAGAUGGAUGUCGCAAUGGACACAAAUGCUAAUGAUGAUGAAAGCAUCGAUGAGGCAGGUAGCUCAGGAGAGAACGUGGUAGCGCAUGGCGACGAAAGCAACACCGAGGGUGAGGCUGAAGGUCAUGUCGGAGUAGCUGGAUUCGAAAGCGUAAAAAAGGAACUUCCCGACAACUUCAUUGACUCAAUUCCUGUUCUGAGAGGAGCGGCUCUACAAGCUGUACCAACAUCAGCUGACUCUGUGCUCAGAUAG